Colletotrichum siamense is the source of this 753-nucleotide messenger RNA. It is a transcript of the gene GRDP1-1, whose product is annotated as Glycine-rich domain-containing protein 1. NCBI's taxonomy places the organism in Eukaryota, Fungi, Ascomycota, Sordariomycetes, Glomerellales, Glomerellaceae. The record is from RefSeq and is a predicted model, not a curated record. Bases 1 to 753 code for a protein of 250 amino acids. The transcript has 4 exons.
AUGUCCGCCCUCCUCACGAAGUACACCCGCUUCAUGACCAUAGUCUCCCUCGCGUCGUCCACAAAGGACCGCGUCGCCGUGCCCACGGUCGACGUCGACCUCGCCUGGCACACGCACCAGCUUAGCCCCCGAUCCUACUACGAUUACACUGUCGCGGAGACGGCCGCCUUUGUCGACCACAACGAUAAGGUCGACGAGGACAAGCUCAGCACCGCCUUCGAGUGGACGUGUAAGACCUACCAGGAACGGUUUGGCGAGGUGUACUCAGAAUGCAAGUGCUGGUACUGCGAGACUGUAAGGGUGAUGGCGCUUCCUGCAACCAAGAUGUUCGCUUCAGGCAAGGAGGAAAAGCUCCUCGAAGCAUGGCACUCCUCCCCCGAAGCCAAAAACGUACCCAUCCCACCCGCUGCCGAAUCAGCGCACGUCUCGUCGCACCCGGCGGUACAUACCAACGAGACGACGUCGCGGAGAGCUCACACGCGCCCGCUGCGACUGGACUACAGGAACAGGCUCGAGGAAACACAUUCCAAGGCACGGAAGAGGGCAAACAAGACGUUCAAAGCAGAUCAAGGUAAGAGGAUGGGACCGAGGGGAGAGGACAUGGCGAGCUUCUGGGGCAAGGAGGUUCCCGUACAAGGGCCGUGGGCAGCGAGUCUGGCCGCCACAACAACGAGUGACAUGUACCCGUCCCCGCCUGGAUUCAGCGCCUGGUUCGGCGGCAAGUCCGGAUGUACAGGAUUCGCGGGGUCGUAG